AUGGGCAGGAGUACAAUUGGUGAGAAUCAAGGCGCUGAUUUAAGUGGUGCCUCUUGUCAACUGAACGUUGCUUAUUUUGAAGGAGGUAGGGUGCGCCGGUGGGUUUGGGCCAUGGGAGAGGCCGUCGACGGCUGCAGGUUUGGGUUGCGGGAGAUGGGAAAGUGGAACGGUCAAAUGCUGCAACGCUAA
This is a messenger RNA of Sphenostylis stenocarpa, 189 nucleotides long. The record is from the annotation of a GenBank genome assembly. NCBI's taxonomy places the organism in Eukaryota, Viridiplantae, Streptophyta, Magnoliopsida, Fabales, Fabaceae.